UUUGACAACAAUUUGUCAUAUUAAUGUAAUACUGAAUGAGUGGUAGAUGUUGAUUGUUCAAAGCUCUUGUAUCCAGUAUAAAGGUCAGUUGGCUUCAUAUCUCUGGGAUAUACAGUAUACAUAUUAUCUGUUAACUGAAAUUUAAAUAAUACCCAUCAAAGGGCAUAAAUUUAAUGGCUUUAACUCAAUAGCAAAAAAAUAAAAAAUAAAUCCAUUAUUGAAAAAAGAAUGUGUCUGUAAAGAUACAAAUAUACACACAGUUGUAAAAAGUGAUCAAGGCCUAGUGACCUUUAAACCUGUGCUGCCAAACCUCCAACUCAUGUAAUGCUCCUGAUAAAGCUCUUCCGUGAGUGAGCUUCGCAAACAACGCCACUGAAUAUAGCAAAACAAGGCAUGUCGUCCUUCCUUUCUUGGUUUGUACCAAGUGUUCCCACUUGGCUAACACCAAAUGCUAUUCCUUUACAUAGUGUUUUACAAGGUCUUGUGGGUGCUUGUGGAAUCUGGGUCCUUCGUAAUCUUUUAAAAACAUUCUUGUUUGUUGAAGCACAGAGUAUUGCAGAUCUAGACAAAGACCUUAAACCAAAGAACAAACUAAAUGGUGGACUAACAGAGAAAAUUCAGUUUUGGAUCCUCACAGCGGUUCUUUCUGUUGUGGGAUCUCGUGUUGCAUCACUGGUGGUUUUAGAGUUCUCCCUCAGAGCCAUUUCAGCGCGAAUCACAGGAGGAUCAGACUCAAUAAUUGACCCAGUGUUACUGCUACUUGUCCAGUGCCAGUUCUCCCUGGGCUGCGCACUAACCUGCAGCCUUAAAUUCCUCCAUGAGGGGGCACCACAAGGCUGGCUAAGCCUUCUUCUAGCAGUUGGACUAAGCUGGUUCUUGGCUAGCCGGUGCAGUAGAGUAUGGCGGCAUGUAAAUUCAAUGUAUCCAAUACACAGCACACAACGUUAUUGUGGACUAUGCAUUGGACUCCUAACCACUGGCACUUCAAUAUUAACCUGGCUCUGCACCGCCUUAAUAAUAACUUUUAGUGUAUCUGGAAUUGCUGCCAUAUCCAACAUAAACCAACACUUUCUUUCAACCACUGAGGCUCUGAGAUUUUGGACCCCACUCACAAUCUGCUACUCUCUUCUAGUUGUGUAUAUGAAUGAGGAUCGGAGGCAACAGCCUGGUCAACAGAUUGUCAACACAGUUGUUGUGCGACUAGGUGGGCUUUUCGUGUUACUGAUUACAGUGGGAACUUGGUCAGAUGUCCUCCAUGUUUUAAUCUGCUUUAUUGGUGAAGCUGCAUGUCUGUUACCAUCUCAAGACCUCUUGGAAGUCAUAUAUCAGCAUACCAGCUAUGAGCCUAAAGGACCAAUUAAAAGACCUGGUAACCAAGGAGAACAUAGGAAACUGGGAAAAUUUGAUUGAACUUAUGAAACCUCACACACUAUUCGCCUUUAUAUAUAUUAAAUAAUGUACAUUUAGGUAUUAUUUAAGAUAUAUGUGCUAUUUUGUCCUUCCUAUUAUGAAUGCUUUAGUCUGUCACUAUUUUAUUACUAGGCUACAUGAAAAAACAUGAAUGCCAUCAUCAUAAUAAAUACAUAAUUUUGUUUA
Danio aesculapii is the source of this 1596-nucleotide messenger RNA. RefSeq names its product transmembrane protein 82 (gene tmem82). Bases 394 to 1410 code for a protein of 338 amino acids. Lineage: Eukaryota; Metazoa; Chordata; Actinopteri; Cypriniformes; Danionidae. The record is from RefSeq and is a predicted model, not a curated record. The transcript has 7 exons.